AUGACUUGGGAAGAAACAGUGGAUAAAAAACGAAAAGCGUUGCUCGCACUUAUUCCUGAUCAAUGGCGUAUUCGAAGUGAUCAGCUACCAGCCGAAUCUCAACGAUCUGUUAUUUCAUUUGUUGAGGAAAGCAAUUUGCUGACUGCUGAAGAAUUGACUAUAACUAAGUUAAACGUACAACAACUCGCUGGAAAAAUUGCAUCAGGUGAAUACACAGCUGCACAAGUUUGUCAAGCAUAUUGUCACCGAGCAGCUAUUGCUCAUCAAUUAGUGAAUUGUCUUUUUGAAAUAUGUUUCGAUGCCGCACUGGAACAAGCAAACAAACUUGAUGAAUACUUUCAAAAGCAUGGAAAAACCGUAGGAUUACUACAUGGUGUGCCUGUUUCACUCAAAGAUCAAUUUCGUGUCAAAGGACUAGAAUCAAGUAUUGGUUAUGUUAGUGGCUUGGGUACAGUAGACGAAGAUGAAAGUAUAGUCACCGAAUGUUUACGAAAAGCAGGUGCUAUUAUUUAUGUCAAGACAAGUGUUCCACAAUCGUUAAUGAUUGGAGAAACAGUCAAUAAUAUUAUUGGACGUACACUCAAUCCUUACAAUCGAUUACUUUCAUGUGGUGGAUCAAGUGGUGGUGAAGGUGCACUUGUUGGAUUUCAUGGAAGUCCAUUAGGUAUUGGUACAGAUGUUGGAGGAUCAAUUCGUAUACCAUCUGCCUUUAAUAAUUUAUGGUGUUUAAAACCUAGUAAUGAAAGACUACCCAUGGGAAAAUUGAAGAAAACUGUCGAUGGAAACGAAUCAAUCCCUUCCAUUUGUGGCCCAAUGGCACACAGUGUUGGUGAUUUAGCUUAUUUUAUGCAAGCAUUUUUACAACAGGAGCCAUGGAAGUAUGAUCCAAAAUUGAUUGACAUACCUUGGCGCGAGACAAGAUAUUUGGAGGGUAAAACUGGAAAAAAAGUUUUUGGAGUAAUGGCUGUUGGCGGGAUUUUUGGAUUUGAUGGUAUUGUAAUGCCUCAUCCGCCAAUUCUUCGCGGUAUUCAACAGGUUAUUAUUUCUCUACAGAAAGCUGGCCAUACAGUAGUCGAAUGGCAACCCUACAAACAUAAAUAUGCAACUGAGUUAACUACAGCGAUUCUAUUUGCUGAUGGAGGAGCCGCUAUAAGACGUUCAAUUGAAUCAAGUGGAGAACCUGCCAUUCCAGAUAUUAAACAAUUGCUUGAAUUAAAACGGCCACCUAUUGAUCUUGAGACACUCUGGAAAUUGCAAAGUGAAAAGUAUACGUAUCAAAAAGAGUAUUUGAAUUUUUGGCAGCAACAAUCACAUAUCGACGGAUGGAUUUUGCCUGUAGCUCCACAUACAGCGGUUAAACAUGGUGAUUACAAAUAUUAUGCAUAUACUUCAAUCAUUAAUCUACUAGAUUGGCCAGCAAUGACUAUACCUGUGACAUUUGCCGAUAAAGAGAUAGAUGUCAAGGAUAUGCAAUACAAAAGUAUCAAUGAUCUUGAUGCGAAAGUAUACGAAGGCUACGAUGCUGAUAUUUAUGAUGGAGCACCUGUAGGAAUUCAGUUAGUGGGAAGAAGACUUCAAGAAGAAUAUUUAGUUGGCUUAGCUGAACAGAUUGGUCAAGCUUUAUUGGGCUAA
This is a messenger RNA of Rotaria socialis, 1632 nucleotides long. The record is from the annotation of a GenBank genome assembly. NCBI's taxonomy places the organism in Eukaryota, Metazoa, Rotifera, Eurotatoria, Philodinida, Philodinidae.